Messenger RNA from Paramuricea clavata, 498 nucleotides. Lineage: Eukaryota; Metazoa; Cnidaria; Anthozoa; Malacalcyonacea; Plexauridae. The record is from the annotation of a GenBank genome assembly.
AUGCCAUUGGACAAUGAACAAUUCCGUUUACAGUCCACCAACAGAAGCCCGGAUGCGCGAUUGGAUAUCAAAGCUGGCGAGUUUUGGGCAAGAGGAGUUACAUCAUUUUUUGACGUCCGUGUAUCGCAUGUAAACUCCCAAUGUCAUCAAAACAAAGCCACAUCUGAUAUCUUUAAGGAACAAGAAGCCGAGAAGAAAAGAAAGUACCAACAGAGAAUCUUAGACGUGGAAAUGGGAACAUUUAUGCCUUUAGUCUUUGGAACGAAUGGAGGAGUUGGAGACGAAUGCCAGAAAUUCUUAAAGCAUCUUGCCGAGAAAUUGUCGAGGAAAAACGGAGAAGAUUACGCAACAGUUAUUACCUGGAUCAGAACAAGAUUGUCUUUCGAAAUAUUGAAAUCAGUGCAUUUGUGCACGAGAGGAUCUAGAUCGCCAUUUCGUGCGAAAGAUGAACAUAUAGACGAGUUCAAAUUAAACUCUGUUACAGCAGAGGUUUUUUAA